This is a messenger RNA of Drosophila busckii, 707 nucleotides long. Its product is annotated as maker313. Lineage: Eukaryota; Metazoa; Arthropoda; Insecta; Diptera; Drosophilidae. Bases 69 to 608 code for a protein of 179 amino acids. The record is from RefSeq and is a predicted model, not a curated record. The transcript has 2 exons.
CAAGCGUACAGAUCUCACUAAAAUUUAUUUAUUUUUUCAACAAAUUUUUUCUUUUGCGUGAUAAGAAAAUGUCAGGACGUAAUUUAAAUACAAACGAUGCUAAUACAAACAUUGUAGACCAGAUGCAGUCCCAGUCUGAAGACUUAGAUGAUCAACCAGGUCCCAGCCGCAGGUCCGCCAAUGCAGAAAUGAAGUCGCGGUUCGGGAAUGGAUCUGCUAAGGAACAAAUCAGGGGCUUGCUCGCUAAGCUUAAGAGCUUCAGUUGGCCAUUCGGAGCUAGGACGAAACCAUGCGCUGAAUCUUUAAGCAACACUUUGGCCCAUGAUCCAACUAAAGUGGCUCUAGUCAAGCGGCCCGGAACUGCAUUGAGCCAGGGCAAGGAGCGUAAGCGACGUAUUGCUCAAUUGAAGGCCAUGCGUGAGAAGAUGAGCGCAUCCAAGGACGAGAAGGGUGCUACAUUUCAUGCACUGCGCCAAUGCCUCUGCACCGAGGUGGACGGCAAAAUUUACAAACUGUGUGAGUUCGCAAAUCAACGGACUGAACGUGCUUUUUUCUCAGGGACUCCUCCUGCAGAACGUGAGGAGUCUGCCGAACCCUCUACAGAGUAAAGGGUCUGCCGAUUCAUUUCAUUAUGCUAUGCUAAUGCAAACUUAAAUGAAAAUAAUAAAUUCUGUCGUAAAACAGUAACUAACUAUUAUGUUAUGUAA